This is a messenger RNA of Verticillium alfalfae VaMs.102, 2004 nucleotides long. NCBI's taxonomy places the organism in Eukaryota, Fungi, Ascomycota, Sordariomycetes, Glomerellales, Plectosphaerellaceae. The record is from the annotation of a RefSeq genome assembly.
AUGUAUUUAAGUAUAAUAGUAUUACCUUUAUUAGGUUCAAUAAUUUCAGGUUUUUUUGGUAGAAAAGUUGGUAUAAGUGGAGCUCGUUUUUUAACUAGUUCAAGUAUAAUAAUAACAACUUUAAUGGCCAUUAUAGCUUUUUUCGAGGUAGGUUUUAAUAAUAGUCCUGUAUUUUUACAUUUAUUUAAAUGAAUAAACAGUGAAACUUUUAAUAUAGUUUGAAGUUUUCAGUUCGAUAGUUUAACAGUAUCUAUGUUAAUACCUGUUUUAAUUAUUAGUUCUUUAGUUCAUAUAUAUUCUAUCUCUUAUAUGAGUAGUGAUCCCCAUAAUCAAAGAUUUUUUAGUUAUUUAAGCUUAUUUACAUUUAUGAUGAUAAUACUUGUAACAGCUAAUAAUUACUUAUUAAUGUUUGUAGGGUGAGAAGGUGUUGGAGUAUGUUCAUAUCUUUUAGUUAGUUUCUGAUUUACUAGAAUUGCAGCUAACCAAAGCUCUAUGUCUGCCUUUUUAACUAACAGAGUAGGGGAUUGUCUUUUAACUGUAGGUAUGUUUGCUAUAUUAUGAUCUUUAGGUAAUUUAGAUUAUACUUUAGUGUUUUCAUUAACUCCUUAUAUUAAUGAAAAUACUAUUAUUAUUAUAGGAAUAUGUCUAUUAAUAGGUGCCAUGGCUAAAAGUUCACAAUUAGGUCUUCAUAUUUGAUUACCUAUGGCUAUGGAAGGUCCUACACCUGUAUCUGCUUUAAUUCACGCAGCUACUAUGGUUACAGCGGGAGUUUACUUAUUAAUUCGUUCUUCUCCUUUAAUUGAAUAUAGUUCAACUAUAUUAUUAAUAUGUCUAUGAUUAGGAGCUGUUACUACUGUUUUCAGUUCUCUUAUAGGUUUAUUCCAACAAGAUAUAAAAAAAAUUAUAGCUUAUUCUACUAUGAGUCAAUUAGGUAUGAUGGUUAUAGCUAUAGGUUUAUCUUCUUAUAAUAUUGCAUUAUUUCAUUUAGUAAACCAUGCUUUCUAUAAAGGAUUAUUAUUCUUAGGAGCGGGAUCUGUAAUUCACGGAGUAGGUGAUAAUCAAGAUUUAAGAAAAUAUGGAGGGCUAAAAGAAUAUUUACCUUUAACAUAUUCUGUUAUAUUAAUAGCUAGUCUUAGUUUAGUAGCUUUCCCUUUCAUGACUGGAUUCUAUAGUAAAGAUUUUAUAUUAGAAUCUGCUUAUGGUCAAUAUCAUUUUAGCAGUAUCGCUGUAUACUUUAUUGCUACAAUAGGUGCAAUAUUUACUACUUUAUACUCAGUUAAAAUUUUAUACUUAGCUUUCUUAGCUAACCCUAAUGGAUCAGCUAAAUAUUAUCCAUCAAAAGAUAAAAAUGUUAGCCAUGAAGGAGAUAUUUUCUUAAUUUUACCUUUAGUAGUUUUAGCUAUUUUCUCUAUCUAUUUUGGAUUUUUAACUAAAGAUAUUUUCAUUGGUUUAGGUUCAGGAUUCUUUACAGAUAAUAGUAUAUAUAUCCACCCUAACCAUGAAAUAUUAAUAGAUACAGAAUUUGCUGUACCUACUUUAUUUAAACUAUUACCUUUCUUCUUUACAAUAUUCUUUACAAUUAUAGCAAUAGUUUAUUUUGAAUUCUUACCAAAUCUAGUUAAUAGUUUCAAAUUAUCUGGUUUAGGUUAUAAUAUAUAUGGAUUCUUUAAUCAACGUUUCUUAGUAGAAUUCUUUUAUAAUAAAUAUAUUGUUAAUGUAGUUUUAAAUAUGGGAGGUCAAACAACAAAAAUUUUAGAUAAAGGAAGUAUAGAAAUUUUAGGUCCUUUUGGAUUAGAAAAAACUUUAUUAAAUUUAAGUAAAAUUAUUUCUGGUUUAAAUACAGGAAUUGUUACAAAUUAUGCUUUAUAUAUCUUAACUGGAUUCGUUGUAUAUGUAUCUUUAUAUCUAUCAUUAGGAGAUAGUUUAGACUUAUUUAUAUUAGUAUCAUUAUUCUCUAUAAUUAUAUUAGUAUUUUAUAAUUCAAAAACAAGAAGUGUACAAUAA